This is a messenger RNA of Musca vetustissima, 697 nucleotides long. RefSeq names its product ras-like protein 1 (gene Ras85D). The transcript has 3 exons. The coding region runs from base 12 to 584 and encodes 190 amino acids. Gene Ontology annotation, molecular function: GTPase activity; GDP binding; GTP binding. NCBI's taxonomy places the organism in Eukaryota, Metazoa, Arthropoda, Insecta, Diptera, Muscidae. Gene Ontology annotation, biological process: epidermal growth factor receptor signaling pathway; Ras protein signal transduction. The record is from RefSeq and is a predicted model, not a curated record. Gene Ontology annotation, cellular component: plasma membrane.
CAUAAAAAGAAAUGACGGAAUAUAAGCUAGUUGUGGUGGGUGCCGGAGGUGUUGGUAAAUCAGCCCUAACCAUCCAGUUGAUACAAAAUCACUUUGUCGACGAGUACGAUCCAACAAUUGAGGACUCUUACCGAAAGCAGGUAGUGAUAGAUGGUGAGACAUGCCUUCUAGAUAUAUUGGACACUGCCGGUCAAGAGGAGUAUUCUGCGAUGCGGGAUCAGUAUAUGCGCACAGGAGAAGGUUUUCUACUUGUAUUUGCUGUAAAUAGCGCGAAAUCCUUUGAGGACAUCGGCACAUAUCGAGAACAAAUCAAACGGGUGAAAGAUGCAGAGGAAGUUCCAAUGGUUUUGGUCGGCAAUAAAUGCGAUCUACAGGCCUGGGCCGUAAAUAUGAACCAAGCUCGAGAGGUCGCCAAACAAUACGGUAUUCCAUUUGUAGAAACAUCGGCUAAAACACGUAUGGGCGUUGACGAUGCAUUUUAUACCCUGGUCCGUGAAAUUCGUAAAGACAAAGAGCAUAGGGGCAAAAAGGGCCGCAAGACGAACAAACAUAUAAAUCGCAAAUUCAAAUGCGAACUUCUUUAAAGCCUUUAGUUGGUACUUUCUUUUUUCAUUUUUUGUCAAAUGAGAGACUACAUAGAAUAGGAAUAUGCAAAAAACAAAAAAGAAAACUUAUUUAAAGGUUCUAGGCCACGGUC